UACCAAAUUCCCACAGCCUAUAGUGCCUGAUAGGAACACAGAUCAUAUACUGCUUGAUGCUCUGGGGAACUUCCUUGGAAAGACUCUGAGACUGACUCUUUGGACUGAUGUUUCCAGGUCCUGUAAGGAUAUCUAGUUAAGACGCAAUGCAGUUUGGGGACAGAGCGGGGUGAGCAACAGGGUUGUGAAGAACAACGGUACCAAGGGACACAACUAUGGAUCUUCAACGAAGAGAUCCAGCCAUCUACCUGGGCCAGUCGGGGCCAAUGCCUCUCCCUCAGGAGGCACAGAGCAAUCUGCAGAAUUUCCUAAAGGGGGAGCCAGUUAUUCUUGGGGUGAGCCAGAUCAUGAUUGGCCUAAUGAAUAUUUGCCUGUGGAUCAUGGUAAAGGUCUUUCUUUCAUUCCACAAACUACAUCUAUUCCUAGAGAACACGGUAUAUACCUUCAUUUUCCUUUUGGGACCAAUCUUUAUCUGUAGCAGCCUUGGAACGAACACGCUGGCUGCCAUAUUGGCUGGAGUGUCGCUAAUAAUCCUUGCAAUCAGAACGGAAGUCUCCAGUCACUUCUUAUCAGAAACAGUUUUAGCUCGUUAUUUCUUAAUUGGGAUUAUGAUUAUGAAACUGAUCCUCAUAAUCCUGGGACUCAUCGUCUCGGUGUUGCUGUCUGCAUUUGGAUGCAGUGCUGUCUGCUGUGAUGUGACCUCAGUGGUUGUCGACUUAUCCUCCAAUGACUGUGGAGUUGCCGUAGCCUCUCUUUAUCAUUAUUAUGAUGACGUGGCUUUCCAACAUGCUUAGUUGUUGGAGAUACCAACUUUUGAACCAUUCCUGGACUUCCUCUAAUUGUAUCAUUAAAAGUAAA
This is a messenger RNA of Puma concolor (puma), 858 nucleotides long. The record is from RefSeq and is a predicted model, not a curated record. Lineage: Eukaryota; Metazoa; Chordata; Mammalia; Carnivora; Felidae.